AUGACACAACAUGCCAGCGCCAUCGUCGACGAGGCCAGCGCGAAUAACCCAUUGUGUACCAUGUCCACGGCUUUAGCCCCCGCCUCAGCCUCAGCCACAUCCACCACAACAAAUAUGUUUGAUGACGAUUCAUUCGUCAACUACUUCCUGUCAGAGGACCUCGUGAACAAGAUAGAUACCUGCUACGACAUGUCCUUUGAGCCUGGCGAGUCAAUGGUCGUGCCCAACCACCACCACCAACACUCGGCCAUGCAUCACGACAGCUCAGCCAGCAGCUCCAGCUCCUCACCAGAGCACUCCUGCUUCAUAGACAACACCACCAACUACUUUGACCCCUCCCAGACUCACUCCUUCAUGGUCAACACUCAACCAAUGGACGACAUAACUACAUCUUCAGACUGCUCGAUACAGAUUGACGCGCAGCAGUACUGCCUCGGAGAUACAAAGAUAAAGGUGGAGAAUGACAUGGCCAUGUCACCAUUUGCCGAUGUGCCAAGUGGUGCCAGCAGCACGGUAACAUCACCAGAGCAGCCAAUCGAUAUGUCCUCUGCAUCAUCAUCAUCACCAUCAAUCUUGCGCGACUGUGACGUCGACUUUAGCUCCGUGUCCUCUCCCUCGACCGACUUCUCAUCGGACAGUCAACAAUUAAUGACAUACCCAUCGUCGUCUGUUGCCGGCGGCUCUGCCACAUCAGGCUCAACCAAGCAGAAGAAGAGACCAUCAUGGCAACAAGGUCUGCAGAAUCUCGUACAUCCAUUGACAAGAGACGAGUUGCUGAAACUGACGGGCAAGGAGCCAGUCGAGGUCAAUGAGAAUACGGGUGAUGAGCGUACGGUGAAGAAACAGCGUAGACUGGUGAAGAACCGCGAGAGUGCUCAGUUGUCGAGAAUGAGAAAGAAGAUAUACAUUGAGGACCUGGAGAAGAAGAUCAGCGACCUCACCAGCGAGAACACCGACCUGCGCGACGAGGUACUCUACCUGCAGAGUGUGAUGAAGCAGCUGGCCACGUCCAACCCAGACAUCACCAAGCAGUUGCAACAGCACGAGUCGAUGCGUGCCAAGAACGCCAAGGCCGCUGGCGUCUGUCUCCUCAUACUCAUUUUCUCGAUUGGCAUCUUCCUCAACCCACAGCAGCCAUCACAGUCGCAGCCAUCCUUCACCAACUCGUUGGCCACACGCCGAAGCAUCGCCUCGGUUGGCGAGCCAAGCAACAGUGAUCUUCUUUCUCUUGCGCUCGAGGAAGACACUGUUGAGCAAGACAUCAACACCAACGAGGUGUACGUACCAACAUCAGCAGUGGCCGUGGCCAUCCCACCAGCCGCUACACCCACAACAUCAACGUCUUCUACAGCAUCCAAGAAGAGACAGCACGAACCCGAGUCGCCGGGAUUGGUGACGCCUACACAACAAGAGAAGAAGCGCGUUCGAAUCAUCCCAAGCGAGGAAGUCGACACAGUGCCGCCUCGGCUGGUGUCUCGCGAAUCUGACGAUGGGACCAUUCCAGCAACGCCCACCGAGCAACAGCAGCGAUUCGACGAGUUCAACGCAGUGGCUUCGAGCGGCAACCUGCAAGACGGCCCAAUCCACUCGAGCUACAUUGUGUGCAGCGAGCGUCCAAGGAUCAUCUCGAACAAUCUGACGCAGACGGCCGAGUCCAUGUUCAGCUCCAACCCAUCGGCGCCACUCUCCAUCGGUCUAUUGAUACCAAGCGACUCACUGGGCAUCAACCUGACGAGCAGCACCAUGUCCAGUGGACCACAAGAGCGUUCCAUCCUCGAGAUCAGUUGUCAAGUGUCAAACAUCCGCGUUUGGAAUCCAACAUCACUCAACAACAAUGUUGAACCAAGUCUAUUUAUCCAUUCUGGCUCAUCAUAA
This is a messenger RNA of Acytostelium subglobosum LB1, 1875 nucleotides long. RefSeq lists its product as hypothetical. Gene Ontology annotation, molecular function: RNA polymerase II cis-regulatory region sequence-specific DNA binding; DNA-binding transcription factor activity, RNA polymerase II-specific. The record is from RefSeq and is a predicted model, not a curated record. Gene Ontology annotation, biological process: regulation of transcription by RNA polymerase II; endoplasmic reticulum unfolded protein response. Gene Ontology annotation, cellular component: nucleus. NCBI's taxonomy places the organism in Eukaryota, Evosea, Eumycetozoa, Acytosteliales, Acytosteliaceae. The transcript has 3 exons. Bases 1 to 1875 code for a protein of 624 amino acids.